Saitoella complicata NRRL Y-17804 is the source of this 4040-nucleotide messenger RNA. RefSeq lists its product as uncharacterized. NCBI's taxonomy places the organism in Eukaryota, Fungi, Ascomycota, Saitoellomycetes, Saitoellales, Saitoellaceae. The record is from RefSeq and is a predicted model, not a curated record. The transcript has 3 exons. The coding region runs from base 79 to 3933 and encodes 1284 amino acids. Gene Ontology annotation, biological process: endosomal transport; actin cortical patch assembly; endocytosis. Gene Ontology annotation, molecular function: calcium ion binding; actin binding. Gene Ontology annotation, cellular component: plasma membrane; nucleus; mating projection tip.
GGCCAAUAUGGGCAACAGCAAAGCUAUGGUUAUCAGCAACAACAGCAACAACCCCAGGGUUAUCCCGGGCAGCAGCAGAUGCAGCAACCGAUGCAACCCCAACCUACGGGUUUCUUUGCGGGUGGGAACAUGUCGACCUUCCAGCAGCAGACUCCGAAUGCACAACCCUUUGCACCUCAGCCUACCGGCUUUGUUCCUCAGCAGAAGCCGACUCCGGCACCGGCGUCCCAGCCCGCCGCUGCCAAGAUUCCCAACUUGCGCUUGUCCUUUAUCACUGCGGCCGAUCAGGCCAAGUUUGAGCAGCUCUUCAAGUCCGCUGCGGGAUCUGAAGCUGCACUUUCAGGGGAUAAAUGCAAGGAGAUCUUGCUGAGGUCGAAGUUGCCGCCCACCACUCUUCAAAAGAUCUGGGCUAUCUCUGAUACUACAAAGUCUGGACAGCUUAUGUUCCCUGAGUUUGCAGUUGCGAUGUAUCUCUGCAACCUUGGGUUGACCAACAGACCUGUCCCAGAUGCAUUGCCUGAGCGCGUCCGCAACGAAGUUACCAGUAUGAUCGACCGCAUUGUCGAGAUGAUUCCUGAUUUGCAGAUGGAGCAGCCUCCUCCCCCUUCAGUCAGCCCAGCGGCAACGGGCACGCCUCAAAUCAACAUUCAGCCCACCGGUGGCAGUACGCUGUCUCAAUUGUCAAACCUGAACCCUCAGCCGACUGGUUUCCAGCUACAGUCAUCGAGUUUGCUCUCACAACCCACUGGUUUUGCUCAGCCUAUCGCGCAACCUCAGCUCGGUUCGCAGCCUAUUGGGUUCCUUGGCUCUAACCUUGCUCCUCAACCCACCGGCUUCCAGUCUCAGACGACGGGCAUGGCGCCCUUGCAGUCCCAGCCUACAGGUCGUCCUGGACAGUGGGGUUACAUUAACGGCCCAGCUGGUGGCCUUGCUGGUAUGGACAUGCUCUCGUCACGACUUAUGCCGCAGCAAGGUCUUGACGCCGGUUCUUUUACUACAGCAGGUUUGCAGGGUAACGCGACUAUCCCCUGGUCCGUGACUAAGGACGAGAAGAAGAUUUACGAUAACAUUUUCAAUGCCUGGGAUGGCAUGAACCGUGGCUUUAUUAGCGGUGAAACUGCUAUCGAGGUGUUUGGACAGUCUGGACUGCCGAGGGAGGACCUCGAGCGUAUCUGGACUUUGGCUGAUGCUGGAGACAGAGGAAAGUUGAACAAGGAUGAGUUUGCGGUCGCACUUCAUCUGAUUUACCGCAAGCUCAACGGUUACGACAUCCCGGCACGUCUUCCUGCUGAACUCCUUCCGCCGUCCCACCGCAAUAUUACGGAUUCUAUUUCCCAGAUGAAGGGUUACCUUCGUAAUGACGCUUCUUCUCGUAGGGCCGUCGGUGGGUUGCAACCCCAGGCUACUGGUGUGAGCUACAUGAAGAGCCGCUCGCUCCGCGGUAGUGACGAUCAGCCUUUGAAGAAGGAUGCUACUGUCUACAAGCACGACGACGAUGACAGUGCCUACGUCUCUAGCGCUCGUCGCCGCACUGGUCGCGGUACUGACAGCCCUGCUUCUCGUGAAAGGAGUCCUAGUCCAACGCCCACUGAGUCAACUAGCAGACUUGAUCGCUUGGACCAGUUGCGGAAGCGCAUCAGGGAGAAGGAGAUCUUGUUGGAUGCCAUUGAUAUCCGUGACGAGGACUCUCAUGAGGCUGAUUCAGUCCUUGACCGCAGGGACCGUGAUGAGGCUGAUGAGCUCUAUCGCCGUCUCCGCAGGAUUCAAGAGGAUAUUGAGCGUCACCCUAACUCUGCUACUCGUAAUCUCGAUUCUAGCGCUGAGAAGCGUGCUCUCGCCAGGCAGUUGCAGAACUUCUCUGACCGUUUGCCCGAACUUGCGAGCAAGAUCCGCAGCGUGGAGAAGAAAAUUGCUGACGCGAAGCUUGAGUUGUUCAAGUUGAAGGAUGCGAAGGCUAACCCGAACUCAAGUCCACCCAUCACCGGAACUGGGCCUAAUGGUCAGGUCACGGAAGCUGAUAGGCGUAAGGCAAAAGCAGCGGCCAUGCUGAAGGCUCGUAUGGCAGCCCUGACGGGCGGUCCGGCUCCUCCUACAGAUGAUGGCGGCGAGGCUGCUGCACAAAGGCUGAGUGCCGAGCAAGAAACCCUUGAGAGGCAGCGCGAAAGCAAUGAGAGAAUGAUUCAGGGCAUUGUCGAGAGUGCUGAUCAGCUUAAAUCUGACCUUGAACGUGCAUUGUUGUCCAGCAACACCGAUGGUACUCAAGGCGAGCACGAGCGUCGCAGAUGGGAAGAAGGUCUCGGAGUCGAGGACGAAGUUCGUGACUUCAUUCUCGACUUGCAGAGGCAGAGUAGGUCCGGUGUGUCCAGGUCAGCUGCGAGAGAGCCCUCGUCUGAUGCUAGCAGAUAUGACGCUCCACAGAAGACCUACGGUAGCUCCGAGCCUGCCACUGUCCCAGCGGCGGCUCCUACAUCGGCGAAGCCCGCUGCUCCCCAAGGUACUGAGGAUCGCGCUGCAUGGCUCAAGGCAGAGGCCGAGCGCCGUAUGGCUGAACGCUUGGCCGCUCUCGGCAUUCGUCCCGUCUCCACCGCGACUACCCGACCCGCAGCUGACCCUACCUCUGAGCGCAUUGAGCGUGAGCGAAAGGAGGCUGAGGAGCGUGCUCGACGUGCAGAAGCCGAGGACAAGAAACGAGAGGAGGCCCGCCAGCAGCGCAUCACUCACGAACGAGGGGGGCCAGUAGCUACCCCUGAGGUUCCUCGUGAGGUUGCUCAAUCCGAGCCUCAGGCAGACAAGCACGCAGAAGAGGUUGCCUUGAAGGCCGCCCAGGACGAUCAGGAGGCGCACAGGCAUGCUUUGGAAGAGCAGGAACGCCGCGAAGAGGAAGAACUCAUGCGCGAGAAGCAAGCUCAAGAGGAGCGUAUGCAGAAGUUGAAAGAGCAAGUCGAGGCCGGAAAGAUGAGGAAAGCAGAGGAAGCUAAGAGGCGUGAGGCUGCCAGGCAGGAGAUUAACGAGCGUGAGCAGCGUUUGGCUGCUAUGCGUGCUGAGGUGGAAGCCAGGAAGGCUGAAGAAGAGAGACUCCAAAGGGAGAUGGAAGCUUUAGAGGUCGAGUCAUCAUCGGACGAUGGUGGUUAUGAGCAUACUCCUGCAGAGCUUUCUUCGCCUUCUACCUCGGCUCCUCCACCGCCUGCGGCUCCUCCCGCUCCUCCCGCUCCUCAAGAUGUUCCUCCUCCCGCACCCGCGGCACCGGCUGUAGCCCAGGCUCCAGUCUCUACGAACCCGUUCCAUCGUGCAGGUGCUGCGAGUCAAAGCACUGCCUCUGUCGUGUCGCCCACCAAUGACAGUGGUUCCACCAACCCAUUCUUCCGCCUUGCUGGACAGGCAAAUACCUCGUCUUUGACUUCCCAGAGUACCGCGAGCAACCUUACCGUACCUGAGAUGAAGCGUGGCCACUCGCGUGACAGCUCUGAUGACUGGGAUGUCGUUCAAAACGACGAGGGUGACUCGAGUUCUGAUGACGAUGAUGUCCCUGCUGGGCGCAAUCCGGCGCAUUUGGCUUCCCUCCUAUUUGGUUCCAUGGGCAUUCCUCAGCGAGCCGUUGCUUCGCCUGCUCCAUCUUCCAAGUCGCCGCUGCCACAGGCGGAGGAGCCGCAUGGUAUCAUUGCUACUAUCUCCGAGGGCAUUCACAGCGUGACCGAUUCAAUCUCUGGUGCUCUGGGCAUGACGGGCUCACCUCCUCCUCCGCCGCCGCCACCUCCACCUAUGGGUGGACCGCCGGGUCCACCUCCUCCUCCGCCUGGUAGCGCACCACCUCCUCCUGCUCCCAUUGGAGAUCGCAAUGCUUUGCUUGGUCAGAUUCAGACUGGUAGAGCUUUGCGGAAGGUUCAGACUAAGGACGCGAGCGGAGCUGCCGUAGCAGGCCGUGUUCUCAACUAGGUGUCUUUAGGCAGAUGAUGUAGGGUAAAGGUUUUCAUUUCAAAAACUCGUUGUUCUGCUAGUUCACUAAUUCAAAUGUAUUCCCUUGGCAGCACUUGCAUAACGGG